This is a messenger RNA of Dentiscutata erythropus, 461 nucleotides long. The record is from the annotation of a GenBank genome assembly. NCBI's taxonomy places the organism in Eukaryota, Fungi, Glomeromycota, Glomeromycetes, Diversisporales, Gigasporaceae.
GUGCAUAUGAGGAUAUGUUAGAAAAGCAAGUAGCUUGUUAUGGAUUACCAUUUGGAACAUUUGGUUCUAUCUGUUGGGCUUUAUCAACUGCUUCUAGUUUAUUAUUGUAUGUAAACAUUCCUCUAUUUUCACCGUGGAAGUGGGGUAAACCUCACCAAUCUCAAACUCCAUGGAUAUUUUUCAUAUCAUCUGUUUUGACAAUCGGCCCUACCAUUUCUACGUGUAUUCGGUGUAAAGAUUAUUGGCCAUUUACUGUUAUAGCGAUCGGACAGCUUUCUCCUUGGAGUUUCAAAAUGUUUAACGAUGGUUUAGCAUCUUCGACUAAAGAGCAUAAUGAGGAUCAUUCAGGUCGUGAUCUUUGUUACUCGAUUUCUGGUGGAAUAUUAUCAUGUAUACUGGGUUUUGCUGGUUGGGUAGGUUUGACAGCAUUAUACAUUGGUUUGAUUCAUGAAUCACAUGCU